Daucus carota subsp. sativus is the source of this 2214-nucleotide messenger RNA. Its product is annotated as protein FAR1-RELATED SEQUENCE 5-like. The transcript is spliced from 5 exons. Gene Ontology annotation, biological process: DNA transposition; regulation of DNA-templated transcription. The coding region runs from base 1 to 2214 and encodes 737 amino acids. Gene Ontology annotation, molecular function: transposase activity; DNA binding; zinc ion binding. Lineage: Eukaryota; Viridiplantae; Streptophyta; Magnoliopsida; Apiales; Apiaceae. The record is from RefSeq and is a predicted model, not a curated record.
AUGGAGAAUUUUGAACCCAGCAUGGAGUCUACUCAUGUCGAUUCAGGUGGGGCACAUCAUUCACCAGUUAUUGAUGAACAAUUCGCAAAGAAUGGAAAUAUACUUGAAGAGCCAAUCCAUUUUGAAGCGUUAGAAUAUACGUCCCCUGGUGGUCGUGAGUAUUUUACACCCAUAUGCGAUGAAAAGUAUAAGCCGUAUGUAGAUAGGGCUUUUCCCACUAUUGAUGCUGCAUAUGAUUUCUACCGAGAAUAUGGACGUUUAUGUGGAUUUGAUGUUCGCAAGAGUUCUGCAAAACAUGCUCCUGAUGGUACAGUCAUUCUCAAGUACAUAGAAUGUAGUUGGGCUGGUACGUAUGACAAAAAUAAGCAAACAACAUCUGAAGUUGUUGCUGAGAAGCCCAUUAAACGUCGUAGGACAAGUUCACGUAGGUGUGAUUGUAAUGCUAUGAUCAAAGUAAAAUAUACCGGUCUCAGUGGUUAUGUUGUAUCAUAUUUCGUUGAGGAUCACAAUCACGCAUUAGCUUCCGCCUCCGGUAAACAGUUCUUGAGAUGUAGUAGGAAGUUGAAUUUCUGUCAUCAGAACUUGAUUUCUGACUUUUCUCGGGCAAAUAUUGGUCCAGUUAGAACUUAUAAUAUAAUGAAAGAGAUGGUUGGUUCGUAUGAGAAUGUAUGUGCUACAUCCACAGAUUUUAAAAAUUUUAAGCGCGACAUGAGGGCUCGUAUCGGUCCACAUGAUGCAGACAUGAUACUUGACAAGUUUAGUGGGAAAUAUGUGACGUCAAAAAAAACCUUUUACUAUGAGUAUAAACAAGACAAUGAUGGUCACUUAACUGGUCUUUUUUGGGCUGAUGCUAUUGGUGUUGAUAAUCAUUGGAGCAAUGUGACAUUUGCUGCUGCACUGGUUGAGAAAGAAGAUCAUACCAACAUUAAGUGGGCGUUGGAUGCUUUUACCAAAUGCAUGGAUCAUAUUCCUCCAUGCGUCAUAACAGAUCAAUGCCUUGGAAUAAAGAAGGCUGUUUCGCUGGUUUGGCCCGAAACCAUACAUCGUUAUUGUAUGUGGCACAUUAUGAAUAAAUUGUCUAGCAAGAUUCGUCCAUCCUUAGCUUCUGAUAAAAUUUUCAUGUCUAAAAUGAAGUCUUUAGUCUGGGCUGAUCACUUAUCAAUUCAAGAAUUUGAAGAAGGUUGGACGUCUGUUAUUGAUGAAUACGAUUUGGGUGAUAAUGACUGGCUUACUGAUAUGCAUGUCAUCCGCAAAGAAUGGAUCCCUGCUUAUUUUAAUAAUGUUGCAAUGGCUGGCUUGCUUAGAACAACGUCACGUUCGGAGAGCUCAAACUUCUACUUUCAACAUUUUCACAAGAGCGGGGAUACUUUGCUUGAGUUCUUCUCUAAAUAUGAAAGUGCAAUUGAGAAACAACGUCAUUUAUUUGAAGAUAACAACCAGCUCUCAAUAUCCGUUCCAAUACCUGCCACCGAGUUGAAGAUUGAAAAAGAUGCUGCAAAAAUAUAUACACGUCAACUGUACUACCUAGUCAGGGAAGAAAUAGAAUCGGCGUGGUACCAUACAAGCAUUGAUGAAGUCAGUCUUAUUGAAGGUGUUAAACAUUUUAAAAUAAAAGAUGCAUUAUUAAAGGGAAAAUUGUUUGAGGUUACUGUAAGACUUGCUGAUCACGAUGUGAAUUGCGAGUGCAAAUUCUAUGUCCGGAGAGGUUACUUAUGCAGACAUGCGUUUGCAAGUUUGCAUCAAUGUGGUGUUUCCAAAAUUCCACUAGCUUUCAUUAACACACGUUGGACAAAGAAUGCCGAAAAUCAACCCGCGAUUGUGUCCAGUGCCAAUUCUCAACAUUGUGUUGACAGUGAAGAGGUGAAGUUAUUAGUAAAAGAAAAUUGGUUUGAUUUCCAGACGUGCAUGAGUAUUGCUGGUUUUGAUAAGAGCGCGGUAUGUAAGAUGCGCACACAUAUCCAGGCGAUGAAAGUUGACAUGAAAGAAUUAGUGACACAUAAGGAAGCAACAAUUGACAAGUUUGUCGGUCCACAACCUCAUUCAGAUGUUGUUGUACAGAAUCCAAACACAAGUCGUAACAAAGGAUGUGGCAAGAGGAUCAAGAGUGGCAAAGAACAAGCGAUGAACAGUAACAAUGACAACCGUCGGAAGUGCAGCAUAUGCGGACAUAUUGUUGGACAUAAUGCUAGGACAUGUCCACUCCGAAAGAAAUAA